AUAUGUGCCCUGUCAAGUAAAGCUAGCUUCUCUUUUAUUCAAAAUCGUUUUCAUCAUCCAUGGCAGCUGAAUUUGGGCAAGAGGAGGAGACGAGGGCCGUGAGAAUAUCUUCCAAAACCCAUGUCAUGCCCCGCAAGAAACUAGGAAGAAGAGAAUGCCAACUGGUAACAUUUGAUCUUCCAUACAUAGCUUUCUACUACAACCAAAAGUUGCUAUUUUACAGGGGGAUCAGUGACUUUGAGGACAUGGUGAGGAAAUUAAAAGAUGGGCUGGGUGUGGUUUUGGAAGAUUUCUAUCAGCUUGCAGGGAGACUAGGCAAAGAUGAGGAGGGGGUCUUUAGGGUGGAAUAUGACGAUGAAAUGGACGGCGUGGAGGUGAUGGAAGCUACCGCUGAGGGCAUUGAAAUAGCUGAUCUGACGGUUGAGGACGGCACCGGCACUUUGAAGGAGUUGACACCUUACAAUGGUAUCUUGAACUUGGAGGGCCUUCAUAGGCCUCUGUUGGCAGUGCAGUUAACGAAAUUGAAAGACGGACUGGCGAUAGGAUGCGCAUUCAACCACGCCAUCCUCGACGGGACCUCCACUUGGCACUUCAUGAGCUCCUGGGCCCAGAUCUGCGGUGGGUCCCCUUCCAUCUCUGUCCCACCCUUUCUGGACCGCACCAAAGUCCGUAGCACACGCGUGAAGCUCGACCUCUCACUCCCCAACUCGGACCCGCUUGCUUCAUCCAACGGCGACGCAAAGCCGGGCUCCCAACCCCAACUUCGGGAUAAACUUUUCAGGUUUUCCGAGGCAGCCAUUGACAAGAUUAAGUCAACGGUCAACUCAAAAACUCCAUCAGGGGACGCCUCAAAACCCUUCUCCACAUUUCAAUCCCUCUCCGUCCACAUCUGGCGCCAUGUAACCCAUGCACGUGAACUGAAACCAGAAGACUACACAGUCUUCACCGUCUUUGUCGAUUGUAGGAAAAGGGUGGACCCGCCGAUGCCAGAAAGCUACUUCGGGAACCUAAUCCAGGCCGCAUUCACAGUGACGGCAGCCGGUCUGUUAUCGGUCAACCCGCCAGAGUUUGGUGCGUCAAUGAUUCAAAAAGCGAUAGAAAUGCAUAAUGCCAAGGCGAUAGAGGAGCGGAACAAAGAGUGGGAGAGUUCACCGAAGAUAUUUGAGUUUAAGGAUGCAGGAGUGAACUGCGUGGGUGGGAGCUCGCCAAGGUUCAAGGUUUACGAAGUGGACUUCGGGUGGGGGAAGCCGGAGGGAGUGAGAGGUGGGUCCAACAAUAGGUUCGACGGAAUGGUGUACUUAUACCAAGGAAAAGGGGGUGGAAGGAGCAUUGAUGCGGAGAUUACCUUGGAGGCUGGGACCAUGGAGAGGCUGGAGAAAGACAAGGAGUUUCUUAUGGAUCAUCAUCUGGUUUAAUUAAUUAAGGUAUUAAUAUUUAUUCAUGAGCACUAUAUCUAUCAGGAAUUUAAGGCCAUGCUAUAAGUAUUCAUGUGAUUUCUAUAUCAUGAUCGGGAUGAUGAGAUCAUGAAUCAUGAUCAAUGUAUGUGCUGCUUUGCUGAUCUUUUAUUUAAUUUCUUAAAUCUUAUGGUUUAUUAA
This is a messenger RNA of Juglans microcarpa x Juglans regia, 1595 nucleotides long. RefSeq names its product BAHD acyltransferase DCR. The record is from RefSeq and is a predicted model, not a curated record. Lineage: Eukaryota; Viridiplantae; Streptophyta; Magnoliopsida; Fagales; Juglandaceae.